AUGUCAGAAGUCAUCACCGAACAGGUCCAAGAUGGUCACAAUGGCGAGUCCUCCACCAUCACAUACACACAAUGCCAAAUGGUCGGUCACGGCUCCUUCGGGGUCGUCUUCCAAACCAAAGUUCAACCGUUGGAUGAAACCUGCGCCAUCAAGCGUGUGCUCCAAGACAAACGUUUCAAGAACAGAGAGUUGCAGAUCAUGAAGUUGGUGCACCACCGAAACAUUGUCGAUUUGAAAUACUACUUCUACAACAACAAUGAACAAGAUGAGUUGUAUUUGAACUUGAUUUUGGAGUUUGUUCCGGAGACAUUAUACAGAGCUUCGUCGUACUUUGUCACCAGAAAGGCCACGUUACCGCACUUUGAAAUCAAGUUGUACACCUACCAGAUGUUGAGGGCGUUGAACUACAUCCAUCUGCAAGGGAUCUGCCACAGAGAUAUCAAGCCACAAAACUUGUUGAUCGAUCCGCAGUCUGGCGUCUUGAAGUUGUGUGACUUCGGCUCGGCCAAGAUCUUGAACCCCCUGGAGCCAAAUGUCUCGUACAUUUGCUCUCGUUACUACCGUGCUCCAGAGUUGAUUUUCGGGGCCACAAAUUACACCACCCAGAUUGACGUGUGGCUGGCUGGUUGUGUCAUGGCCGAAUUAAUCUUGGGCCAACCUUUGUUUCCUGGUGAAAGUGGGAUUGACCAACUUGUCGAAAUCAUCAAGAUUUUGGGAACCCCUCUGAGAGACGAGAUCAGAACCAUGAAUCCGAACUACAUGGAACACAAGUUCCCACAGAUCAAAGCCAUCCCAUUAGUCAAGGUGUUCAAGAAGUGCUCGAGUGAGUGCAUCGACUUGUUGAACGUCAUCUUGAAGUACUCUCCAUUGGAGAGAAUCACCGCUGUGGAAUCUUUGGCCCACCCAUACUUUGAUGAGUUGAGAUCCAACGCUCAGUUGGCCUAUCCUGAAUCCAGACAUGUGUCGCCAUCCUCAAAUCAAGAUAAUCCACAACCACAACCACAGUUUGGAGACAUGAAACCAGUCCCAGAAUUGUUCGAUUUUGAUAGACGCGAGUUAUCCAUCAACCCGCAGUUGAACUCUAGGUUUGUCCCGGCUUUUGCUAUUGACAGAUUAAAGGGCUUGGAUGAAGGUGAGGGGUACACCUUGGAGCACGGGUUACGGCCUAUUCCAGCAAACGAAAUGAUUGUUACUUUAGAGUAG
Messenger RNA from Babjeviella inositovora NRRL Y-12698, 1203 nucleotides. RefSeq names its product serine/threonine protein kinase (gene RIM11). Gene Ontology annotation, cellular component: cytoplasm. The transcript has a single exon. The record is from RefSeq and is a predicted model, not a curated record. Gene Ontology annotation, molecular function: protein serine/threonine/tyrosine kinase activity; ATP binding; protein serine/threonine kinase activity. NCBI's taxonomy places the organism in Eukaryota, Fungi, Ascomycota, Pichiomycetes, Serinales. The coding region runs from base 1 to 1203 and encodes 400 amino acids. Gene Ontology annotation, biological process: protein phosphorylation; signal transduction.